Auanema sp. JU1783 is the source of this 4305-nucleotide messenger RNA. NCBI's taxonomy places the organism in Eukaryota, Metazoa, Nematoda, Chromadorea, Rhabditida, Rhabditidae. The record is from the annotation of a GenBank genome assembly.
AUGAAGACGAGGACGUGGAAUAUACUUCUCGUUCUACUAUCUCUAUUGCUUCCAACAACUCAUUCACAAGAAUUCCCUAUUUUAAACUCGCUUGACCAGUCGAAUUCGGUCACUUCAAAUCAUGCCCCAGUUCUGCAGGUUUCAUCAAGAGAAGGGUAUUUGCCGGAAACAGCAGAGAUCGGUACUACUGUGCGAAUCUCACCAAAUCUCAAGUCGGAAAGCUUACAAAUCUUGGUGAACGAUGAUGAUCUUCAACCGGGAAUGCCCCCAGCUACUUAUCAGUAUAUUCUAACUGGUUUGGGAGCAACCAUUUUCGCUGUUGAUCAGAGAGGAUUUGUCUAUUUAAAUGUUCCAAAUAUUGAUGCAGAUCCUCCUAAUCCAUCAACUUACCAAUUAAAUGUUCAAGCUCGCGAAGUUGACACUGUGCCCAUUCGAAGCUCAGAGCCAGUCUCAAUUACAAUCCACAUUAUGGAUUCGAACGACAACUCUCCCCAAUUUGAACAAGCUAUUUAUACAGCAAAUACGACAGCAAUUGGUGGGGAAAGACCCAUAGUUAUGAUUGUGGCUACUGACGCAGACUCAGGUGCUUAUGGGGAAAUUUCUUAUCGGAUUACACAAGUCACAAACGGAGCUCAAGACGCUUUCUACUAUGAAUCUGCUACGAACAUGCUUUUUGCCACUUCUAAUCUUGUUCCUGGUGAACGAUAUCAAGUUGUUUUGGAAGCUACUGAUGGGGGUGGACGAUCUUCACAAGCCAUUGCAAUUAUUUUGGCUGUCGAUCCAAACCACAAAGCCAGUUUGGCUCCAAAUCUACCUGGAAUGGAAACAUUUAUGCCCCAUCCUUCACAAUCCACUAUGACAACACCGAUGGCCAUCAACAGUCUAGAACAAGAAGAAACGAUCCAAACCUAUGUAGCAGAAGUAUCUGAAAACACGCCUGCCAACACUGUUGUUGUGACUCUUGGUGAAGAAGGAAUUCAGGAUCAAUACUUUACGAUUGUUGGUGGUAACGAAGAUGACAAGUUCGCGAUUGAUGGAAACACAGGAACAAUCCGAACGACUGGCGAAUUGGAUAGAGAAAGAACUGCUAUGUAUUCGCUCCAGGUGGAAACUCGCGGUCGCAGUCCAGACCAGCAUCUUUAUUGGACUCUAGUUCAAAUUAGUGUUGUCGAUGUUAAUGAUAACUCUCCAAUAUUCAUCGGUCAACAACCAAUCCGAUUCAGUAAGAGUAUUGACGAUUUGGAUGAAUUAUCAUCGAAUAUGCAAAUCGGACGAGUUGAAGUUGAGGACUUGGACUCUGAUGACAACGGCCGAUUAGAGCUUCGUGUUGCUCCACCUAUGAACAGGCUAUUCUCGAUAUCCGCUGAUGGAGUGGUGUCGAUAGCUGGAGAUUUCACAGCUGCUCACUUUGGAGAGCAUCGUCUAUUCGUCGUAGCUCGUGAUCAUGGGGAACCUUUCCGAGAGACAAAGGCUGAAGUUAUCAUCAACAUCUACGGUACGCUGAUAACAAUGGCUACUGUCCCACCCACGAAUGAAAUAUUUGAGUACACUUCGUCAAUCGAAGAAGAGACUCCUACACGUCCAGAUGACUAUUUACAGUCAGUUACAAGCUUACCGCCAAGUGUUACUCAAACAAAAAUUUCAGCAUUCUCUUCUUUCCCCGACCCAUCUCCUGCUCCAGCUCCACCAACACUCCUACCUCAAUUCCCGUCUGUUGAGCUGCCGAACAGUCAAGAGAAGACUACCGACGAUUAUGAUCAACCGACGUCUGAAGAAAUGCAAUCAACUUACACUGAAAAUUCUGGUGCUACCAACAGUCCCCACUCCUACAACACCUUGCCAUCCGCGCCAUCAGUGCCUACCAAUUCCUACUCGUCAUUCUCCCAGGAAAACCUUUCCGUUGAACAACAGGUACAGAGCUCAUCGGAGAAUAAUGUGGAAACAGUACCGGCUGAAACUACGAUGACGUUGAUGACGUCUUCUGGAGAAUUUGAGCCAUCUGUUACUGAAUCUUCACUUGCAUCCCAAACAUCAAGCACGCCAACAACCUUAUCAACCACAAUUGCACCAAGAAAUACGGAAAUUUUGACAAGCCAAGAGACAUCCUCAUCCAACAAUCGGUUAGCACCUGUGUUUAACCCUGCUCAGAUUAGUGUUCAUGUGGAAGAAAACAAGGCUGAAAUAGAAGUUGCUAGAGUACAUGCAAGCUACUUGGAUGGUCAACAUGGGCCUAUAUCAUAUGUUCUUCAAAAAGGAGACCCAUCUCUUUUUGCAGUCUCAUCAUUCUCUGGUUCAAUCAUUUUGUUGAAACCAUUAGACGCUGAAACCGACACUUCCUACCAAAUCCAAGUUUCUACCAUUCAGGCUAAUCAAAUGAUGACUGAUCCAUCAAGAUCUCAUUAUGUUACUAUCGUUGUCCAUGUCGACGACACAAAUGACUGGAUACCAGCUUUUGAAACAGGGAACGAACACUUCACUGUUCCUGAAAACACAAUUCCUGGUCAAAUAGUAGGACAAGUGUCUGCUUUCGAUCAAGACAGACAGGAUCCCAACAACAGAAUUCAUUACCGAUUGAUAUCGGCAGGUGGAUUGGAGUCACAUUUCAAUAUCAACCCUGAAAAUGGAAUUAUAACUUUAGCUCGUCCUAUCGAUGCUUUCUCUGGUGAAAAAAUAACGCUUAAAAUUGAAGCGUCUGAUCACGGGAUCCCUCCUCAAUCUUCUCAAACAUCUGUAUUGGUGGAGGUUGUGGCAACAGCUUCCCAGGUCAUACCUGAAGGCAGUCCUUUCUCGUCUCGGCCCAGUGAAGGAUCACUUCAAUUUAGUUUACGCAAUUACACAGCUUCUGUUUCUGAGGCUGUUCGCCCACCACAUCUCGUUCAAGUUCUUUCUGUUAACAACAAGCCCUCUGACACACGUUUCAUUAUUUGUAACAUUGUUAGUGGUAAUUAUCGUGGAGCCUUCGGAGUUGUUGCCGGAAACGAUGGAAAUUGUGAAUUACGCACCCAAAUGGAAUUGGAUCGAGAGAGUGUUGAAAGAUAUUUAUUAAAUGUCACUGUAACGGCAGGUACUCAAACUGACUUUGCACUUGUUUCUGUUACUGUCCUUGAUGUGAAUGACAACGUUCCACGUUUCAUUUAUGACAAUGAUCUGGGUCUUUCAACAUACUUCGCCGGAAUCUCAUCCACGUCUCCUGCUUUCACACGUGUGCUCACUGUGAAAGCUGAAGAUGCAGAUAUUGGAAACAGUAGCAUCGUCAAUUAUGCCCUUGAUCAAUUAUCUGUACAAUCCAAGUUUUUCAACAUCAAUGCUUUCGGAGAAAUCACUCUGAAGCAGAGUAUGCAGCAGAUCCUUCAAUACAACAGAUUAUCAUCUUUCGAAAUUCGAGUAUCUGCAUGCGAUUCCCCGAUUUCUGGACAACAGCUAUGCUCUAAAGCUGAUGUUGUAGUCAGUGUGAUUACCGACGCAAACCGAUUCAAGAUGAUAACUACUGGUUUAACUCAACAUCAACUUCAAGCCCAUCAGAAGGAUAUGGUACGAAGUUUAAGACAAUUCACUGGAGAUUGUUCAUUGGUGAACAUUGAAAAAAUGAACGAUGGCGCCGUAAUUGAUACUCAACCCCGUACAGAUAUAUAUUGGUAUGCUGUGAACCCGACAACUAAGAAGAUCUGUAAAAAACAAGAAUACAAGAAGUUGUUUGAAACACCGUCAGUGCAAAUGAUUGCCGGAAAGGUGCAACCUUGGUUCAAGUUGGAAAAGAUAUCAGAUGAUGUUGUUGAGUCUAACGGACUUACAGCCACAAAUGGAAUAUUCCCAGCUAACUGGAAAACAGCUAGCAUUUUACUUCUAUCGUUAGCUGUUGUUAUAGCAGUUGGUUCAAUCAUAGCAAUCAUAGCUGUUUGUUAUUGUUAUACCAAAUAUAAGGUUUCUGAGAGAAAUGUUCAUGCAUAUAAUCCACAGAAAACAAUGGGACCUUUCUUCUUAGCAAAUGGCCCAAUGGACCAUCGCUAUGACACUAAUCAUGAAGUUCAGGUGAGAGAAAUGACUAUAUCUGAUGAAGAUCUCACUUUGAAAAGUGGAUCUGCUGGAUGUACAACUCAUCCACGUGGAUAUACAUACAGAGAUUAUAAUAGACACCCUAGCUCAGGGUUUGAAGGAGAUUUUAGUAUCGAAGAGAAUAUGUACGCUAUCAACACCCCAGGCCGUCUGGAUCCUGUCACGAAACGGAUACAAACCUUAGUGAUUCCGGCACCAGAUUAUCCAGCUCAAAGGACUGCAAUCAACUACCAUAACAAGAGUAUACUAUGA